This is a messenger RNA of Daldinia childiae, 1212 nucleotides long. Its product is annotated as Leucine aminopeptidase 1. The transcript is spliced from 2 exons. The record is from RefSeq and is a predicted model, not a curated record. Gene Ontology annotation, molecular function: metalloexopeptidase activity. Gene Ontology annotation, biological process: proteolysis. Bases 1 to 1212 code for a protein of 403 amino acids. Lineage: Eukaryota; Fungi; Ascomycota; Sordariomycetes; Xylariales; Hypoxylaceae.
AUGAAGGCGUCUCUUAUUGGAUUUCUCCUGCCUGCGGCAGCGAGUGCUCGCUUCAUCGAAGCAAAUGAAGUCAACCGCUUUCUCCCUACCGUAGAUGCACUUCUAGAAGAAGUGGAAGUUCCGGAAAGAUAUCUUAUCGAGCUGUCUCCUGGAAAGACAGCAUGGGUAACUGAGGAUGAGAAAUGGCAGCUUCGUCGUGAAGGACUACGGUUCAUGGAUAUCACGGACAACGUCGACCUCGCCGAGUUACGUGUUACCUCCCAAGAAUCACCCAUAUUCCCCGAGAAGGUCCAGCUCCAAUCCGAAAUCCAUCCCCUAUUAAAGGACUUAUCCAAGGACUUGCUCCAAGAACAUCUCGAGAAGUUUUCGAGCUUCCAUACGCGAUACUACAAAUCAGACUAUGGCCGCCAGUCUUCUGAGUGGCUGCUAAAGACAGUUCAAGACACAAUUAAGGAGGCAGGUGCUGAUAAAUACGGGGUUAAUGCGAAGCACUUCGAGCACUCCUGGGGCCAGAACUCGAUCAUCGCAACGAUUCCUGGCAAGUCGAAUGCAACUAUUGUCAUCGGUGCCCACCAGGAUUCGAUCAACCUCUGGUUCCCCUCCAUGCUUCCGGCCCCUGGUGCCGAUGAUGAUGGAAGUGGUACUGUUACGAUCCUCGAGGCUUUCCGCGUUCUUCUAUCUUCGAAAAGCGUAAUUGAAGGAAAUGCUCCGAAUACGAUCGAGUUCCACUGGUACAGUGCCGAGGAAGGCGGUCUCCUUGGAAGCCAGGCCGUCUUCGCGGACUACGCUAAGAAGAGCCGCGACGUCAAGGCUAUGCUGCAGCAAGAUAUGACUGGUUACGUCCAGGGAACGCUUGAUGCAGGAAAGCCCGAGAGCGUGGGUGUUAUCACUGACUUUGUUGACCCCGGCUUAACAGCUUUCAUCAAGAAGGUCAUCGAGGAGUACUGCGAGGUCCCCUGGGUUGAGACUAAGUGUGGAUACGCUUGCUCGGACCACGCAUCUGCUUCCAAGGCUGGUUAUCCUUCUGCUUUUGUUAUCGAGUCGACUUUCCCCGAGUCCAACCAGCAUAUUCACAACACCGAGGAUGUGAUCAAGUAUCUCUCCUUCGACCACAUGCUUCAGCACGCGAGGAUGACUCUUUCGCUUGUCUACGAGUUGGGUUUCACCGAUUUUGAGAAGUUGAAGUCAGAGAACGAGAUGGGAGAGUUGUAA